Messenger RNA from Acanthopagrus latus (yellowfin seabream), 2504 nucleotides. It is a transcript of the gene c12h2orf42, whose product is annotated as chromosome 12 C2orf42 homolog. Gene Ontology annotation, cellular component: nucleus. NCBI's taxonomy places the organism in Eukaryota, Metazoa, Chordata, Actinopteri, Spariformes, Sparidae. The coding region runs from base 186 to 2258 and encodes 690 amino acids. The transcript is spliced from 9 exons. The record is from RefSeq and is a predicted model, not a curated record.
CCUUUUUUCGCCCACGUGACGACCUCCGACCAAUGGAGAGUGUCGUUACAGGCGCAAUGCGGUUGUCGGGAUGUAAGGGGGAAUGGCGACGGUCGAGACGGUUUUUGGAGGCCAGAGCCGAGCCGAGUUUGACCAAACAGAAGCGGAUCACAGUUUUCCAGUUAAACCCUUAAAGACACCCAAAAAUGGAAGCCGAAGUGACGGUGUCCACCUCAUCCAGCGUUGUCUCCUCCUCCUCCUCCUCCUCCUCUUCCUCCUCCUCCACCCCACAGACCUCCACCACCCAGGCCAACCUUGCAGCGAAACAGAGAGACAGCAGAAAGCCCACAUCCACGACUCCCGCCUUCCUCUCCAACCUGGGCCGGGCCACGCUGCGGGGCAUCCGCAAGUGUCCUCAGUGUGGCAUCUACAACGGCACCCGCGGGCUCAGCUGCAAGAACAAAGCCUGUGGGAUCUCCCUCAGAAACGCUGCGACAGCGGCCCGGAGCAGCAAGAGUGCAGUGGAGGUGGUGAAGGUGAUAAUAGACAGUGAGGAGAGAGGAGGGAAGGAGCGGGAGGGCGGAGUCCUGGUGGGUGGAUUAGGUGGAGGAGUGCAGGUGUUUUCAGUGUGUCACAGAGGAAGAGGAGCCACAGCUACACAGCUGGGCUUUGUUGAGCUUGUUCCCACUGAUACUGCCAUCGCGACAGGUGACGGAGCCACCCUGCUGACCCGCAUCAACCUGGGGCGUUGCUUCGUGCCUUCAUGCAGGCAGGGUCAGAGGUCGAACCAGAGUGAGUCAGAAUCAGCGGUUGCCGGCUCCAAACAACAGUCAUCUGACAGCCUCUGCAUACACAUCAAGCAAGCCAUAGACUGUAACAGCCGAGCGACGCCGCUGACCUUAAAGAGCUCCGUCCUGGAGGGGUUACAGGCCUCCAUCCAGGCCAGGGAGGAGCUGUGGAGGCUGGCCACGGAGUCUCCGGGGCCCCUGGUGCAGCGCGUCGCAAGAGACACCCUGGUGGUGAAGUGCCACACAGACUCCCAGCAUCCUCUGGGGCUGCUGCACCUCACAGUGGGUGCAGGCGGUCUGUCUGAGGGUGUAAAGAGCGAGAGAAGGAGCAGAGAGCAGCAGCACGGUGUUUUCCACUGCGCUUGUCAGGUCAGCAGCAAGAGGAGUAAAGGUGGCGUUGAUGGAGGAGGAGGAGGAUCCACCAACGCUCAGUCUCCUCCCACCGUGGUGACAUCACAGCCCUGCCUUCACUUCUACGCUUGUGUGUGUGCCUUAGCAAGCGAUGAGAAACUGGCUUCAGAGUUUGCCGCUUUCAUCAACUACACCCCCAGCGGCGCGCAGCAGAGCCCGACCAGCAGAGUCAUCAGUCCCAGUGAGAAGCCUCUGCAUCAGGCUGAAACAUUCAACUUGCACCAUAAAACAAAGAAACUCCGCCUGGAUGACUCCCUCUCUGUGGCCUCUCCCUCUGGGCUGGGUAAAGAGGGGAUGUCGGCCUCCGGCCUGAGGAGAGCUGGUCAGAGGAAAGGCUCUGGUGCUGGAGGGCUGAAGGCUCCAGGGAGUAACCAGGCUGUGGAUGAGUGUACAGUGACGAUGGGCUUCCACCAGUGGCUCUCCAGCGUCACAGAGAGGAUCCACCAGACGAUGCACUACCAGUUUGAUGGGAAACCACAACCUCUGGUGUACCACAUUCCCCAGGACUUCUUCAACGCUCUGCAGCAUCGACUGUCGCUCGGCUCCAAGAAGAAGAGGUUGCCGAACUUCACAACAGCGUUUGUGAGAAACGAUGGACUUCCUCUCGGUUCGUUCUCCAAGUACACCUGGCACAUCACCAACGCCAUGCAGGUCAAACGCAUCUUCGACACUCCAGAGUUGCCUCUGGAGCUCUACCAGAGUUUUGUGAAGAACGCAGACGGCACUUAUUCACGUUUUCACUGCCCCGACCCUCCGCCUGAGCCUGAGCUACCGGAGGGAUUCAGGACAGAUCGACCGCAGGCGAUACGACCCAUGGAGCUCCGCACCUUCCUGAAAGUCGGACCGGGCUCGGCAGAUCAGAAGGAGGCCGGUCCGUUUGUGAUUGAGUGGAUCCCCGACGUCCUCCCUCGCUGUCAGAUGGGAGAGCUCCGGAUCAGCUUUGAAUUCGGCCACCAGCAGAGCGGUCAGCAGGAGCACUGUGAGAAGAUGAGCGCAGUGGAGAGAGGAGGUCAUAACAAGUCGGACUCGAGCCAAUCCAAACUCAAGAAGGCUGUUGAAAUCCUUCAGGUCGUUGUCUGAUCAGAUCUGGAUUAUUAUGACUCAUUGACAAUUUGUGACUGACCCAUAUUUACAUGUAAUAUUAUGCAAGUGGAUGAUGGCAUGGUAGGAUAAUCAAUUGCCAUAAGAGUAACACAGUAUAAUACUGAUCAACUGCAUUUAUAGAUGACCUAGUCUGUAGAGGAGCACUCAUCGUAUGGCCUUUUAUAUAAAUGCUAAAUAUUCACACUCAUGAAAAGAACUGAAAAUAAAAUAUAUUUUUGGAAA